Molecule: messenger RNA, 2085 nt
Organism: Sphenostylis stenocarpa
Lineage: Eukaryota; Viridiplantae; Streptophyta; Magnoliopsida; Fabales; Fabaceae
Source: the annotation of a GenBank genome assembly
AUGGCUUUUGGUAAUUCAAGAUCUGCAAGGUUUGAAGAUGAUCCGGAGCUAGCUAAAUUUCCUACAAGCAAUCGUGACAAUGGUGUCAAGAUCAAAUACCACAUUGAUGGGACACAAAUACCCGAGCCUAGUUCCAAAAUGGCUCAGAAAAAGGUGACGGGGAAGUUCUUGAAAGCUAGAAUGUUGUCAAGAGUAUUCUCAGAAGACUAUGACAGAGUCAAACGAAGAGUAUUAGAUCCUAGGGGGAAAAUCAUACACCGAUGGAACAAGAUUUUCUUGGUAGUAUGUUUAGUAUCUUUGUUUGUGGACCCUUUGUUCUUUUAUCUGCCCGUGGUUCGAGAUGAAGUAUGCAUUGAUAUUGGAAUUACUCCUGAGGUUAUCCUCACUUUGGUAAGAUCAGUGGGUGAUAUCUUCUAUGUGAUUCAGAUUUUGUUGAAGUUUCGAACGGCGUUUGUUGCUCCUUCUUCGAGGGUUUUUGGGAGAGGAGAACUUGUUGUAGGAUAUUCUAAGAUUGCAGUUAGGUACCUUUGCAAGAGUUUCUGGUUAGACUUAGUUGCUGCCCUUCCCCUUCCUCAGGUGUUAAUUUGGAUUAUUAUCCCAACUCUUAGGGGUUCAACCAUGGCCAACACAAAAAAUGUCCUUCGCUUCUCCAUCAUUUUCCAAUACUUUCCGAGGCUAGUUUUGAUUUACCCACUCUCGUCACAAAUUGUAAAAGCUACAGGGGUUGUGACAGAAACAGCAUGGGCAGGGGCUGCUUACAACCUAAUGCUUUACAUGUUGGCUAGCCAUAUUUUAGGGGCUUGCUGGUAUCUUCUGUCAAUCGAACGUCAAGAAGCAUGUUGGAGAAGUGUAUGCGAUUUGGAGAAGUCAUUUUGUCAAGAUGGAUUCUUUGACUGUCACAGUAUUAAAGAUGCCCACAGGGUGUCCUGGUUCAUAGCAAGUAAUAUCACAAAUUUAUGCUCACCAAAUGGAACAGAUGACUUCUAUCAGUUUGGUAUAUACGCCGAUGCCGUGACUUCCAAAGUAACAUCCUCCGCAUUCUUUAACAAAUACUUUUUUUGCCUAUGGUGGGGUCUAAGGAAUCUGAGUUCUUUGGGACAAGGCCUUCUUACCAGCACAUAUGUUGGGGAGAUAACGGUCGCUAUUGUUAUUGCAACUCUGGGAUUGGUUCUUUUUGCGUUGCUAAUUGGUAAUAUGCAGACCUAUCUCCAAUCAACCACUGUUCGCUUAGAAGAGUGGAGGGUGAAAAGAACUGAUACAGAACAAUGGAUGCAUCACAGACAACUACCACCAGAACUAAGAGAAUCUGUGCGUAAAUACGACCAAUACAAGUGGCUGGCAACACGAGGAGUAGAUGAAGAAUCUCUUCUCAAAGGACUUCCACUGGAUCUUCGGAGAGACAUCAAACGCCACCUUUGUCUCGAUCUAGUUCGAGGAGUGCCAUUAUUUGAUCAAAUGGAUGAGAGAAUGUUGGAUGCAAUCUGCGAAAGGCUAAAGCCUGCAUUGUGCACAGAGGGCACGUUUCUUGUGCGCGAGGGUGAUCCUGUGAAUGAGAUGCUCUUCAUAAUCCGAGGCCAUCUUGAUUCCUACACCACCAACGGGGGGCGGGUCGGGUUCUUCAACUCGUGCCGUAUUGGACCGGGUGAUUUCUGCGGCGAGGAGCUGCUAACAUGGGCCUUGGACCCGAGGCCCAGUGUGAUCCUUCCUUCGUCAACUCGAACAGUGAAAGCCAUAUCGGAAGUGGAGGCCUUUGCACUGAUAGCGGAAGACCUGAAGUUCGUGGCGUCGCAGUUCAGAAGACUGCACAGCAAACAAUUGAGACACAAAUUCAGGUUUUACUCUUACCAGUGGCGAACCUGGGCUGCAUGUUUUGUUCAAGCCGCGUGGAGAAGGCAUAAGAAGAGGAAGGAACUUGCUCAAUUAAGGGCCAGGGCCAUUCACAAUGCUCAGCCUCAGACACCAACGUAUGCCCAAAGGGUGGCCAGGAGUACUAGGAAAGGUGUUGUUAAUGUGUCUUCUCCCACAGAAUCUGGUGUGGUCUCCUCUUUGCCGAAGCCAGCAGAACCAGAUUUCUCUCUUGAUUAA